AUGUCUAACAAAGCGUUUGUGCAUGAUGGCAAGCCGAAGAUUUCCACGAUGUUGCGCCAGUAUGUCACCAUCAACGGAGUGUCACUCCCUGUUGUUUUCGACACUGCCGCCAGUACUUCCAUCAUGCCAGGCUCGUUUUGUUCUAACCUGCACGCCAUACCGAAACCUCUUCCCAAACUUCACCUGUCGUUUAGUGUAACCGGUUGCAACGGAGUUACCCGGACAGUUGGGACCACAUGUGCCGACAUAUACGUCAGUCUCUUCGGUGAACCGUACCGGCACACUAUUUUCCUUCGUGAUGACAACGCGAUGCCGGAAAUCAUACUGGGCAUGGACUUCAUGGAAAAAAAACCGCUUCAAAUUCGCUGCCAGGACCGCACCAUUGUUCCGGAACAAGCAGCACUCCCAACCGACUACCAAGCCGACCUGCACGAACGCUCAUCCAGCUCCAGCACUGGGACCGACCAACAGGAGUAUUCUGUGUCUACAGAAACAGAAUCCGCCCAAAGUCAACGCCAGCGAUGGAGAAUACGUGUUAUUCCUUCCCGCACGCCUUUCGAGCCGUCUGGCCACCCGCAGCACAACGACGCGCUCUCCCGCGGCGAUAUCCUCCUCGAACACGCCAUCGUAACCGUCCACAAUGGAACCGCGUACACAUUUGCAAAGAACUACUGGGACCGUGGCAUAACCCUCCGUGGAUCCACUUCGCUUGGAACUUUGGAGUUGUACGCGGAAAACUCUGACGCACCGGUCCUCUCAUUCAGUGUGGACAGCAACCCAGCGGCGGCAGACUCUGCCUACGAGUCCGUUUCUCCGGUCUUGGAGGAACAGCUUCGCUCCGUGAUUAUCAGUCCACGGCUGACGGCCAGCCAGCGCGACCGAUUGUUUGCAGUACUACGGCGCCGCUGCAGAGCUUUCCCGUUACCAGGCCGACCCGUUGGUUGCACCACUGCCACCGAACACACCAUUAAAACCGGCGACUCACCACCAGUCCACCAGCAGCCGUACCGAACCUCGUGGACGAACCGUGCGUUCAUCCGCGAGAAGGUAGCCGAGAUGAAAGGGGAUGGGAUCAUUGCCGACUCCACCUCACCGUACGCUGCACCGGUUGUCCUCGUCGACAAAUUCGAGAACGAGAAGAUGACUAAAAGAUUUUGCGUUAACUACAAAGAUCUGAACGCACACACAGUCAAGGACGCCUACCCGAUGUCACGCAUUGCCGACGAAAUCGACGCUAUUGGACCAGCUGCUUGGUUCGUCACGCUUGUCUGA
This is a messenger RNA of Paramacrobiotus metropolitanus, 1272 nucleotides long. RefSeq lists its product as uncharacterized. Lineage: Eukaryota; Metazoa; Tardigrada; Eutardigrada; Parachela; Macrobiotidae. The record is from RefSeq and is a predicted model, not a curated record. Bases 1 to 1272 code for a protein of 423 amino acids. The transcript has 2 exons.